Messenger RNA from Danio rerio (zebrafish), 1531 nucleotides. NCBI's taxonomy places the organism in Eukaryota, Metazoa, Chordata, Actinopteri, Cypriniformes, Danionidae. The record is from RefSeq and is a predicted model, not a curated record.
UAUACUAAAAAAAUCUUUCAGAUGGGGAUGCUGGGAUGCACAAGAAAAGAAACCAAAAAGCCACCCUGGCGACGUCCUUGCAUCCUUUUUUAUUCACAAUCUCCUCACUGCUGCUAUACGGCACUCAUUUCUGCAUUUGUUGUUAUCCUGAACUAAACUUAAAAUGACGCAACCCAAAACUCACAAGGUAAAAGCGCAAGUGCGUGGUUUCCUUCACUAUUUUCAAUGCGCUUUGUUCUCGCACUCCUCUGCUGUCUCUCAGUAACUAGGCCAUCAUCAAUCGUUUUCUUAGAGGGUGACAAACGGACAAACCAUUGCUGCAGCUCCCUUACAAGUUUAAGGAGAAAAGUAAAGCACUGCAGUGUUUGUCUGAGGAAAUUACUCUACCUUUAUGCGAGUUCGCCUCCUUAGGAAAUGACAGACUUGCACCCUAAGCUUAAUGGCAUUGCUUUCAAGGCACGUGCUCAGCUGCCACAUUUUAUUAAAACUACAGCCUUUAUACCACACUUUAUUUUUUUAUCCAUAUUGACAAUAGUGUUAGGUCAAUAAAUAUCGAUACCGAUUUUAUUGUCUAGCCCUACUUGAAUAAACCAAAACAAAACUAUGAAUCACAAAAUGUGAAACCUGUUAUUUAAUUUUCUGUUAUUGUGAUUUUUUUUAACAGUGUAGUUUAAUUUUCUAAGCUACAUGAAGUUUUUAUUGCUGACAUUAACCAGUGUAUUUUUCUUUCAUAGGACUUCUGAUGUGGAGUAUUUUAAUGGUGACAGUGUCAUGCAGACCAUAUGAAGGACCAAAAUGUCAUAUUAAACCCCUCAUUUCUAAGACCAAACAAGAAAUGAAAACACUACUGAAGGAAUACCUCAAAGUAAAUGGAAAUGUAUCAUGGCAAACAAUUCCUGAACUUGACUUGAAGAACGUGUCUUUUGAAGAGCAAAGUCACAAAGCUCAAUGUGGAUUUAACUACCUGAAAAUAGCACUUAAGCAGAUCAAAAAACACCAGGAGGAUCUAGUUGGCAAGAACGACGACAUCGUUAAAAAAAUAGAUAUUAUGAUUCUUGAGAUCAGGCGUACCAUCAGUUGUGUUAAACACUGUUUGAGGAAUUGCACAAACGUGAGGACGGACGAGUUUGAUAAAUAUGAUAUAUAUGAAAUAAAACAGUGGGGCCGCGCGGUCAUUGAGUCCUCUGUAGCCUUUCUUGGUGAGCUGAAUAACCUCAAAACAAUCAACCAGUGUUUUACAACGACCAACAGGAAAUCAAACCAAAUCACACUUGGCGCCAAAGACAUGGAGCGUUUUACCCAAGGCUAGUUUAUGCUAAUUGUCAGCUGGACUUAUUUAUUUAAUGAAAAAAGUGUUAUUUAUAAGAAUUUGAAGUGUAUUCUUGUGCUAAUUUGUUUAGCCAUAUUUAUAAUAUAUAUUUUUGCACUAUUUAACAUUUUGUAUUUUAUUAGAAUGCUCACUAUUUGCGAUAUUUAUAUUACUGUUCGUGUUGUUUUGCAUCAAUACAACAAUAAAAUGUUAUUUAUAAUA